CUCUUGCCCGCCUUCCUCCUCUCCCCCCUGCCCCCGCGAGGCUCUUCCUCUCCAGCUGCGCGCGGCAGGACCUGGCUUCAUCCUCCCCCCCAGAACCCACCAGAGGGGCAGUGCGGCCACGGACGUGGCCGGGUGUUGGGGCCGGGACCCCUCGGGGAGCGAGCCGGCCUCCCAUGGCGCUCGUGCCGGGACUUCUGCGCUCUGCCUUCGGCGACCCAAGUCACGGUUCUGUGGUUCUGCUCUCCGCUGAGUCCCGCACCUCGCUCUUCUCUCACGCCCCUCUCUGCGCCCUCUGGUCCACCACUUCUUCCUCUCCCCUCCCUUCCCCUCGCCCUCCGUCUGCAGCUUCUGCUCGCGCUGGGCUCUCCCUCCGUGCGCUGACAGGCCGUCUCUUUGUCUUGAUGCUCGGGGUCCGCUUCCCGCCUGCGAGGCCCCUCUCCUCUCCCCACGCAUGCUCUCCAGCACAGCCGCCCCGUCGGAGGCAGUUUCAGAGCGACAUCCAUCCUCUCUUAGAGUUCCUCCAUCCUUGCCGGGGUGGCAAGUCAGGGCCUGGCGCCCACCCUACUCAUGUCCACGCUUGCCCGGAGACCGCUGGGGAAUUAAGAAAGGAGGGUUUGUGUCAAAGACUACAGGAUUACAGCGGAGAAAGUCCUGGCCUGGGACUCUGCCCUGCUCUUCGCUUCUUCUCGUUGGGAGCUGUGGGUGAGGUGGUGUUGAAAAGAAUACGUUAUUACUGCCGCUUUGUCGCCAGACCUGGUUCUCUACACGGGGUGCCCAUGAUUCCAAGAUCAACUGGACAGGGUUCACUGUCUCCUGGGUGAGACCCAUGACACACAGGUAGGAAUGAUGAUUCAGUCUUGUGACAUACCAUGAGCAUCUGGCCUGGCCUGAGGGAAUCCAAGAAAGCCUUCCAACACAGCAUAAAGUCACUUGAUUCCUGCCUGGUCCUCCCUAUGUGGCUUGCACACUUUUGGACUAUGAUUGGUAGCAGUGGUGAUGUGACCCUGAGGAGAGCUGGCUUUGUUAGGGUGACUUUGGACUGGGCUUUCAGUACCAAACUCAGACAUGGAGCUUUGCAAGGGUAGUGGUCUCUCAGCCCUCAUGCUCUGACCAGGACCCACAUGGGCUGACCACAGGUGCCACACAAAUCUGGCCUGUCUCAGGCACAGUCAGGGAGAUGCUGAUGGUGACCCUGGAGAACACUUGGAAAGCCUGUGUUUGCAGA
Molecule: messenger RNA, 1225 nt
Organism: Onychomys torridus (southern grasshopper mouse)
Lineage: Eukaryota; Metazoa; Chordata; Mammalia; Rodentia; Cricetidae
Exons: 3
Coding region: 174-821 (215 amino acids)
Source: RefSeq, a predicted model, not a curated record